UCAUUCAUUCUCUUUUCUUUUUCGGUUGCUUUCAGAGGACACCACCACCCGUUAUCCCCGCGGCGGAACGCCAAAGUAGAAAGCGGCGGCCACCUCAUCUCACCCGGUCACUUCCUCUGCGCCCGGUUCGAAUUCCAGCUUGAUCUCGGUACUAGAGGAAGUCAGCGUCGCCCCAUCGACGGCGUCUACGUCCAUGUCCGGCACAUUGAGCCGGUUCAGGGUCAUCAUCAUCUUUUUAAGUCGGCGGGAAACAAAUUGAGCACCAGUGAUUUGAUUGCUAGCACAGACUACCAAAUUUGACGUCUUCCGAAAAAAACACUCGCGUGCGUUUUUGUUUACAAAAAUAUUCAAAACGUGCAUGUGCUUCGGUUUGGUGUGAACGCUUGUGAUUUUCGGAACCGGAAUUUCAACGUUAUUACAGCCUAAAUAUCUUAAAAAAAGUUCCUCCGGAAGACAAUGUGUAUCGAUAAUGUCGUUGGUGAAGUAGCAAAUUCCACCAACAGCAACGUCAGUACUUCGGCGAGCUUCAACAAUAGUUUGUCGGCCGACAUGAGUUUCGAUAAUCGCAAAUCGCUGGCGGCACAGGACCGGCAGCAGGAAGCCGACGGAGAUGGGCUCCGGAUCCGUCGGAUUGCCGGAGGUUGUAUGAUCAACCAUGAACCAGUAUUUUCACCGGAUGGAGACACCCUGUACGUGGUUUGGGAUAACAUUGUACGUGCCUUUAGUGUGGCCACCGGUGAGUGCAUCCGUGAUUAUGAUGGAGAGGGAUUCGAAAUCGUGGGCUUGAUUAUUGAUCGGUUUAAUCCAAAGCUGCUCUAUGCUUGCACCAGAACCGGGGAAUUGUUGAGUUGGAAAGCAAAUUCCGGAGUACUAAAUAAUAGAGAAGUUAUCAUGGACAACAUAAAAGUAAACCAUUUUAGCAUUCUGUACAAAGAGCAAAACGAAUCCUCGUUUUUGGUCGUUGGAGACAAAAUGAAUGUACCGACAAUUAUGAUCUACUGUCCUACGAAGCGCACUAUAACAGCUACGCACUUUUUAAGAUCGGACACACCAAUUCCGAAACCUAUAAAGUUUGCACCAGGUGCAGAAGGAUUGAAUUUCUUUGCUUUUAUAACCGGACACUUGUGGAAUUAUGGCGAAAUUAGACACAAGCAUAUAAAAAUAACGACGAAGAAGCACUGCAACUCAGUGACUGCCACCGUUAUUUCCUGUCACCCGACCGAGGACAUUGUAGCCGUAGGAGAUUCCAUCGGAAGAGUGGUCCUUUACAAACACUUCCUCCGUCAGAGAUCGGCUGUUCCGGAAACUUACCACUGGCAUGCCAAUCCUGUGCAGUGUGUCACAUUUUCACACACCGGUACCCAUUUCUAUUCCGGUGGAUUGGAACGAUGCCUAAUCAAAUGGACGGUCGGCAAGCAGGACACCAAAGACAUCCUCCCAAGACUGUCGGACUCAAUUCAACAGAUAGCGGUGGCACCGGAAAACCUUAGGGUUGCGCUUUGCACCGCCGACAAUGGGAUUCAAAUUCUGAAUGCCCUGCAAAAGCAGAUAGCCGUGGUUCAAAGCUUCUCGAGAAUUUCCGACGACCACACCGGGCGCAAUGCGUUUCCUGUAGGCCUGCGAGUGAAUCCCAGGACCCAGGCGUUGAUUCUGAACGGGCGCGUCGGGUGCGUUCAGUUUUUUUCGACCUACAGCAGGAGUUUACUUUAUACGCUGGACAUAACUUUGCGAAACUACAAUACCGUGGAGCAAAGGCAAGUGAUUUAUAACACGGUGGUUACGAACGUGGCCGUUAACGCUCACUGGUUGGCUACGGUCGAGACCUGGAACGACAAUUGCUACUCUUCGGAGACGAGACUUAAGUUCUGGCGCUACGACGACUCCCGCCAAAAUUAUGAGUUGAGUACCAACGUGGAAAAUGUUCACCAAGAUGGUGUGAAUGGGUUGGAGUUUUCGAAUGGCCUAAAGGAACGUGAUCUGGUCUGUGCUAGCGCCGGGAAAGAUCGAUGUGUGAAGAUUUGGUCCUUGGAAGAAAUUGAAGUUACCGGUGGAGGGGAGAAACUGGUUUGGAUUUGUGUGGGCCGAGUGGACUACAAAGGGCUGCCAGUGGAGUCAAUUUCAUUCUCCCAGGAUGGUUCUUUGUUGGCGGGUGGUUUUGGAAAUGUGCUAUGUGCCUGGAACGCCGAGACCCUCAAGUUAAAGUGUGUGCUCUCGGCUCCCGGCGGAAAUGAUGGUGGAGUUAACCGAGUUGUUUUAUCUAUUCCGGAAAAAAACAACAACAUCAAUAAACAGCAGUACCUAGAAAAAAGAUCCAAGGUUGUGCAACAACUGUUAGAGAUUCUCAAGCAGAAGGACGCUUCCAGCCUAGUCAAGCAUGUACAACCUUGCAAAAAGAUCCGCCAUUUGGACGAUAACAUCCAAUCCGUCAAAGAACUUUCAACCGAUGAUAGAAAAUCGCUAUUCGGUAAGGCCAAGUUCGCCAAUGAGCUUACACUUCUACAAAAAACUGAACUAUUCCAUCAUUUGAAAAUUCAAUGUCGAACGUCAAAUCAGAUGAAAGAGAAAAUUGCCGAAAAACUUGCGAAUGCGAAAAAAUCUUCAACCGCGGCUGGACGUCGACUCCAGGAAACCGUUGAUAAGCUAUGCUCGGAUGUAAGGUUUCGCAGCAGACGAAAAUUGCGCAAUUAUCAGUAUAAAAAGACAAGCUCGGUCAUGCUGCGUAGUUUAACUAAAAUAUUUGGAGUCGCAGACAAAAGCCAUCGUCGAAAAUCGCGGUCGGCUCCAAAAAAGAAAGGCAUAACAGAUGCCAUGAAGCCUUUGGCCAAAAUCAAUCAUGUCCUAUUCUGCCACGGAGAACACUCGCACCUGGUUGUGAUGACUACUGAAAAACGCCUUCUAGUGUGGAACUUGCUGACCCUAAGGAUCCAAGUUACUGUUAACAUAAGCGUUAAACGCAUUACUAUUGAUUCGUUUACAAAUUUGAUAGCUGCCUUCACCGUCGAUAACGAAUUAUACAUUUUCCUACCCAACAUCCCGAUGCCGCUGUACCACAGACGCAAUCUGCCGGUGGUUUACGGGGCCGCCUGGAUUCCCCGACGCUAUCCAAAGUCGCAAUCGCUGAACAUCGAUUGGCAGGCCGUUUCGCAGCUGUACUUCCUAAACGAAAACCAGGAACUGCUGCAUUUGGUGUCCGAUAGCGAUGAGGAAUCACUCGGACCCGUGGUGUACAUGAACGAGAUGCUUGGCAACGGGCUACCAAAUACACCGUUCGCUGCCAUGCUAACGAAGCAGGUGUCAACUGGUGCUGCUGUUUCGACGGCCGGAUCGUUUGCCAACGGUCUAGGUGCUGGUCCAAUGGGGGUCGCCGGAAAGGGUACCAUCAAAGAGAUCGUUUCCUCCUCCGCCCACACGAUGGCACCGAUUAGCCUGCUCUGCAAGGACUUUCUGCAAUCGUUGCUGCUGGUCCAGGAUAGACGUCAUCAGCAGCGCCAACCGUUGGAAUCUGACGAAUCGACGAACAACGCCACCACCAAUCCCGAUUCUCCUAAACCGAAAACCGAUAAGGAAAACGAUUCCGACGACGAGAUGAAUGGUGUCUGUCUUACACAACAGAUCAAUCUCGAAAAUCAGUUGAUGAAGAUUAUGGACCAGCCCGUGGAUAUCGAGUUUUGAGCACCUACAUUAAUGUAAGUAAAUGCCUUUAUUUUUCCCUUUUUUUACUGUUGAAAGAUAAUAAAU
Molecule: messenger RNA, 3738 nt
Organism: Uranotaenia lowii
Lineage: Eukaryota; Metazoa; Arthropoda; Insecta; Diptera; Culicidae
Product: WD repeat-containing protein 75-like
Exons: 6
Coding region: 457-3672 (1071 amino acids)
Biological process (GO): positive regulation of rRNA processing; positive regulation of transcription by RNA polymerase I
Cellular component (GO): nucleolus
Molecular function (GO): RNA binding; protein binding
Source: RefSeq, a predicted model, not a curated record